AUUGCAGGACCUAUAAGCUUAUAGGCAAAUCUCGAUAAUUUUCCUCAUACAAAGUUAUAAAUUCCAAAUAUCAAUUUUUUUGAAAUUUAUUAAUUUCUGAUAGUGCAGUUUUUUGUGUUAGUGAUGUUAUAUUAAACUGGAUAUAUCAGUCAUGUUGGAAGAAUGGAAGACAGUUACACGGAAAACUAAAAGAAGAAUCGGAAAAGAAAACAAUACGUCUUCAAACUGUGUUGAGAUUCUGAGCAAUAUAAACUUUACAAAAUCGGACAUACAGCAUGAAAUAUCUAAAGUAGAAAAAGCAUCAGAAGAGCUUAUAGAAUCUGCGUUUUUCCACAAAUUCUGCAAAUAUAUUGAAACAGUUUUAAUCAAAUAUGAAAACGAUUGUCACGAAAAAACAUCCAUGUUGAAUGAAAUUGUUUGUUAUGGACUUGGCAGUGUUUCAAACAGUUACAUUGCAAGAUACCAACUUGCUAUGUUGAUUUUGUUGCUGAAGUUUUUAUCACAAAGAACUGGCAAUAAUUGUGGAAAUAAACCAAUACCAUGCUAUGUAUAUGAUCCAAUCUUCAAUAACUUUGAUGUUGCCAUACUAGAAAAUUUUAAAUUGAAAGUCUUAUCAGAAAAUGAAGAAGGCAGAAGAAAGGGAUCAUCGGAACAUGGAAUAUCUAUAUUUUACAUGAUUCAUUGUGACAAAUUCCUUUAUGACAAUCUGUUAUGUGAAAAUUUGGAAAAUCGAACUAUGGAUAAGAUUAUAGUAAUCGGCAAUUCUUUCAAAACAAUGUGGGAAAGAUUGCCUGAAAGCGUAUUGAAAAAUGAUUAUAAGCUUAUUUAUAAAAUAAUUUCAGAAGGUUUAGUUUCUGAAACAAUGCUUGAUAACUGGAAAGAUAAUGAUGCAAUUUUUAAUGAUACCAGUAUUCAUUGUUUUCGAAAGUUCUCGCUAACCUAAGAUCUGAUUUUCUUUUUUU
Styela clava is the source of this 962-nucleotide messenger RNA. RefSeq names its product SRR1-like protein. Gene Ontology annotation, cellular component: cytoplasm; nucleus. The record is from RefSeq and is a predicted model, not a curated record. NCBI's taxonomy places the organism in Eukaryota, Metazoa, Chordata, Ascidiacea, Stolidobranchia, Styelidae.